Molecule: messenger RNA, 2476 nt
Organism: Syngnathoides biaculeatus (alligator pipefish)
Lineage: Eukaryota; Metazoa; Chordata; Actinopteri; Syngnathiformes; Syngnathidae
Product: target of Nesh-SH3-like
Exons: 20
Coding region: 1-1908 (635 amino acids)
Biological process (GO): positive regulation of cell-substrate adhesion; extracellular matrix organization
Molecular function (GO): protein binding
Source: RefSeq, a predicted model, not a curated record
AUGGCAGGCACCGCUCACCUCCUCCUCCAACUCUUGCUGCUCGGGGCCGCCGUUGUGCCCAACGGCAUCGCUGCCCAGAGGACCCGAGGCAAUCGUCCAAUCGUGAAAGUCAAGAUCAACGCCACCGGAGACACGAUCAUCAUGAAUUCAUCCCUUUGCCUGAAAACGGGAUACCCUAUCAGGCUGAAUGCAGAACCCAAGUACCUAGUGGCCGUGCAGCCCAUCUUAACUAACGACGUGACCAAACACUGCACAGGAAAAGUGAACCUGGAUGAUCCACUUAAUCUGGUGAUCGGCAACUUGAGCCCAACUGCGGUAAUGCUGUCCUGGAAGAGCCAUCUGAAAAGCUCCUAUGACAGGAACAUCCUGGAUGACUGCCUCGAGGACGGUUUCUACACCAUCCGCUACAGGGAGAAAAAUAGGAAGUGGAUCUACCUGACAUGCCCGACAAGCGACACCGUCAUCGACAACCUGACUCCUGACACGCCGUAUGAAUUUGCCGUUCGUUCCAGCAAGGAUGACCGGAGCGGUGCCUGGAGUAAAGCCAUGAUCCACAGUACCAACGUGGCCGCCAAAAAAACACAGAAGUCGCCAAAGCUGCAUCUUCCAUUAGUGAAGCCACUGAACCCUCUCAGGCCUCCCGGUCUCUUUGCGCCACACCCAGCACUGCACAACCGGACACAAGCUCGACUUCCUUCGUUGCUGCACAGGGCUGCCCUGCCAGGCAAGCGGCACUCUUCCUUCGUGAAUAGAAACCGUGAUUUUCCCUCCAUCAAGCCCGCCUUGUGGACACGUCCUCGUACAGGUUCUCUCAACAAGAAAACAAAUCUGCUUGGAAAACCAAACCAAUCAGAGAAGACCAGCGACUGGAAACGCACAGACAAACUGGCAGUCCUCAAACUCAAAGUCCCAGUGACCACAACCAAGCCAACGACGGCAAGGCCAACCAAGCAGCAGCGGAAAUACAUCACCACGACGUCACCCGCAAGCACAUCCACUCAACAAGAAUCAUGGGAAAACUCGGAUUUGUUUCAGUCGCAACCGGCCUCAGACUUUGAUGCCAUGGGCAAAAAGCGUUACGUUGCACCUCACGUCAUCUACCAAACGGGCAAGAAAGCAGACGAGCCGUGUUCGAUUACAUCCUCCUUGAACUUUUUUCCCGAGCAUGAGCGCAGCAACGCCAAUGUGACGGAGGCGCCCAAGUCGCCGCCCUCGAACCUCACCAUUGUAACGGUGGAGGGAUGUCCUUCUUUUAUCAUUCUGGACUGGGAGAAGACUAACAAUGACACUACAGAGUACGAAGUCAUCUCAACCACAAAAGGACCUGACGGUGAAAAAGUUUCCAUUUUGACCACCAACCAGACACAUACAGCGGUGGAAAACCUGAAACCUGAAAGCAGUUAUGAGUUUAAGGUGACGCCAAAGAAUGACUUGGGCGCAGGUCCGUCCAGUGAACCCGUGUCCUUCAACACCGAGUCAGCGGACCCUCGAGUUAGCGAGAACGUUUCAGGGAAAGAUGCCAUCUGGACUCAGUUCCCCUUCAAGGCAGACUCCUAUUCCGACUGUAACGGGAAACAAUACGUCAAGAGAACCUGGUACCGUAAAUUUGUGGGGGUCCAGCUAUGCAACUCGCUCAGGUACAAGAUAUACCUGAGCGACUCACUAAACGGUAAAUUCUACAACAUCGGAGAUCAAAGCGGCUUUGGGGAGGAUCACUGCCAGUUUGUCGAUUCCUUCCUGGACGGAAGAACGGGACGACAAGUCAAUGCAGCCCAGCUGCCACCUAGAUCCGGCUUUCAGCGAGCAGUGAGACAGGAGCCUGUUCAAUUUGGCCCAAUGGGUGGACAUUCCCACGUCAGCUACGUGUCUUGGUACGAGUGUGGAACUCCCAUCCCAGGAAAGUGGUAAACCUCGACUCUGUGCCACGGCGUAACGUGGGAAAGGAACAUUGUUUUCACUUUGCCAUGGAGACGGGUCGAGCUGGCUUCCAGGAGUGGGACUGUCACAAAUAACAAAAACUCAGUUGGACGUUACCUCAUCAGUGUGGAUAUGAGACUUCUAUAUUUGCAAUUUGCACAACACAAAUGUCUUCCUCUGGAUACGCAGAGAAUUUACUGGACUGAAAAUGUUUGUUUGAUGUUUGCUCAAGCAGGAGUCAAACCUAAAAAAACAAAAAUGCAGACAAAAUUGGUCUUUCGAUGUUUGAGCGCAAUACCAAAGCUGCAACUGGGCAAGAUGCACGUGGAUGUUGAAUAAGCUGCAUUUGGUCAUCUCCUCUUUUUGGGUAGUGCUUCGUGGGCGGUGUACAUUAACAUUGUAUAGGGUGAAAAAGCAGAACAACGGUGUUUUGUCUGUUUUUUCAACAUCAAGGAAAAUAAUGUUGUUGUUAUGGUAAUGCUUUUUACUUUGGAAUGUCUGAAAUGUACGUAUUGUAUGUAUUUAGCGCCAGUAACUGACAUGAUCACAGGCAUUUAGU